This is a messenger RNA of Vollenhovia emeryi, 1662 nucleotides long. RefSeq lists its product as uncharacterized. The transcript has 9 exons. NCBI's taxonomy places the organism in Eukaryota, Metazoa, Arthropoda, Insecta, Hymenoptera, Formicidae. Gene Ontology annotation, biological process: sensory perception of smell; detection of chemical stimulus involved in sensory perception of smell. Gene Ontology annotation, cellular component: plasma membrane. Gene Ontology annotation, molecular function: odorant binding; olfactory receptor activity. The coding region runs from base 36 to 1253 and encodes 405 amino acids. The record is from RefSeq and is a predicted model, not a curated record.
GCCACACGUGAAAAGAUAUUCGGCACAAACGCGUUAUGACACUAGCACUGAGAUGGCAGAAUGGCCCUGUACACACUUACUAUACAAUUAAUCGAAUUUUAUUACUAUGUAUCGGAUUAUGGCCGUUUCAAAAGUCUACUUUCAGAUAUAUCGCUAUAGUGUUAACAACAAUAUUGCUUGUAUUAAGCAUAGUACUUCAGCUAACGACUUUCAUCACAACACAAUAUAAUAUAGACAUUCUUCUACAUAUCCUCGCGUACAGUGUCCCAUGGUUAGGCUAUACAUUAAAGUAUAAUGUUCUCUGCUUAAACAUAAGAGGGAUGCGAGACCUGAUGAGACAAAUGCUUAAAAAUUGGAAUGAAUUACACAACGAACAAGAAAUUGAAAUAAUAAAAGAAUACUCAGAUAUUGGAAGAUUCAUCACAUUACUUACGACAUUGUUCAUCUAUGUAUCUAUUCUUUGCUUCAUUCUAUCACAAUUUGUAUCAAACUAUCUUCUGGACAUCAUAUCCAGUAAAAAUGAAUCGCGAACACGACAAAUACCGAUCUUAAUCGAAUGUUUUAUAGAUCAGCAAAAGUAUUUUUUAUUUAUUUUGUUGCUACUUUCUGUUGGCAUCGUGAGUGGUCUGACUACAGUGGCAGCUACCGAAACGCUUAAUAUGUCAUAUACCUAUCAUGCGUGUGGUUUAUUUGAAAUAGCUAGCUGUCGUAUAGAAAAAGCAUUGCUUAAAGACGCGGUACAUAAUACUCUAUCUUUUACCGAAAGAAAUACAAUAAUAUGUCAAGGGAUAAUCAAUGGCUUCAAUAUGUACAAAACAGCAAUCGAGUUCGUAAUGUUUAUCGAAAUGUUGAAGAAAAGUUAUACAUGGGCGUAUGCAUUGCUGUUGCCAUUGGGAAUACUAUCACUGAGCAUUAAUCUUUAUCGCCUUUCUCGAUUGAUAACGUCCAAGGAAUACAGUGAAAUAAUUAUGAGUUUUCUUUUCGUCGUUGGUCAUUUUUGGUACAUGUUUUUCUGUAACUACUUGGGUCAGAAAGUGAUCGAUCAUAGCAGCGAUGUUUUUCACAGAAUAUAUAACGUACAAUGGUAUGUAGCUCCGGUGAAAGCACAGAAAUUAUUGAUGCUUAUGAUGCAAAGGAGCAUACGACAUUGCACAAUCCUCGUUGGAGGCUUGUUUAUUCCGUCAUUCGAAGGAUUUGCCACUCUUGUAAGCACCUCAAUUUCAUACUUCGCAGUGAUUUUUUCUCUCUUUUGAUUGUUUGCAUAAAAUAAAAAUUGAAGCUCAAUUCCGCAACGCAAGUAGUACAUUUGUACCAAAUGUUUUGUAUAAACAGAUAAUAAUACAGAUACAUUAGCCUUCUUUCUGAAGUAUUUGUAUUAUUGUAUGUAAAAUAAACAUAAAAGUAUAAUGUAGUAUCAUUUUAACUUUUUGACUGCUCAUAUAAUACAAUUUCAGCCGCAUUUUCCAUUAUAUUGACAAUAAUAGAUAUUACAUAAAUAAGUUUCUCUAUUAUUACAAAGGUGUAUCUAGCGACUGAACACGACAUGAAAGCUUGCAUCGUGAAAAUAAAGAAAAUUGUAUAUACACAUUAUUACUCUCAUCAAAACGUAUCUUAUAUUAUAUUAGUCAGAUGUCGAAAAAGAAAUCAUGAUAUCUGCUUACA